CUGUUGUCGAUUUUGUUCUGCUAGCUAAUGCUUUGGAAAACAGUAAGGAGCACGCUACUUUGUGAUAUCUGAAUUGUUUUUCUUCGUAAACAGUUAUGUUUCGGUUACAUUUCGUGUUAAUUAUGGGCACACAUCUCCUGUUACAUUCCUAAAACGUUUGUUUGGCUUAUUAUUCAAGAUGGUAGUGUGAGCUAGUUAGCUAUGCUAGCAGUUGUGCUUGCAAAUAAGCUAUCUUAUUUCGAUUUUUUUUAAAGAUUUUUAAAAAGGUGACAAAGGCUAUCUUCUAGUGCGCUGUACAAGCUAACAACAUGGGUGAGAGGAAAGGACAAAACCAUUACUACCCUCCGGACUUCGACCCACAGAAGCAUGGCUCCCUCAAUGGUUACCAUGGAACCCAUGCUCUACGUGAGAGGGCCAGGAAACUGUCCCAGGGUAUCCUCAUCAUCCGGUUUGAGAUGCCCUAUAAUAUCUGGUGUGAUGGCUGCAAGAAUCACAUCGGCAUGGGUGUACGUUAUAAUGCUGAGAAGAAGAAAGUGGGGAACUACUACACCACGCCAAUCUACAGGUUCCGGAUGAAGUGUCACCUGUGUGUGAACUACAUUGAGAUGCAGACAGACCCGGCCACCUGUGAUUACGUCAUCGUGUGUGGUGCGCAGCGGAAGGAAGAAAGAUGGGACAUGGCUGACAAUGAACAGAUCCUCACUACAGAGCGUAGUGAGAAGGAGAAGUUAGAGACAGACCCCAUGUAUAAGCUGGACCACGGUGGUAAGGACAAGGAGAAACUGAGGAAGGCUCUUCCCUCUCUGUCUGAGCUACAGGAUCACCAGGCUGGAUGGAAGGACGACUUCAUACUCAACAGCAAGCUCCGCAGGAAGUUCAGGACUGAGAAGAAAGUGAUGGCGGAGGAGGAGGAGAAAGACAACGCCGUGAGAAAGAGAACAAAUCUGUCCAUCCCUCUGCUGCCUGAGAAAGAGGAAGACAAGAAACUAGCAGCACUGCUCACCUACACAGCUCCUGACUCCUACGAUGACAGGCAGAACUACAAGCGAAAGGAGAUCUCUAGCCGCUCCUGGUUCAGUUCCCCCACUCUGCCACCAGGUAGCGCUGCAGGCAGCCUACUCCACAAGCUGGGCCUACAGGGGAAAGGUGCUGCUGUGGCCAAAGCCCUGGGUCCCCAAGCCUCCUCCCCUAACCCACACAGUCUCAUAAGGAGGAGGACCGAGGGCUCUGGGAGCAAACCAGAGGCCUGCGCUACAGUCACACGCAGGAAAUCAGACCCAGGAACCAAUGAUCUAGGAAACAGUCUCUCGCCGGAGGGGAAGGAGUUAGACGUUGCACAAACACAAAGGAUUGGGGGUACAGAUUUGGGAGUUGCACAGCCCGAGCACGGACAGGAAAUGGUUGAAACUCACAUGAGAUCUCUGGAGAUGCAGAUUCUUAACACCACCACAGAAGAAGAGGACAGAGGACGAUCGAAAGGAGAGGAUUGUGGGACAGUGCUGGAGGACCAUGACAGUAGUUGCUCUGGGGUGUUGAGGACGUCACUGGUUGCAGACUACAGUGACUCCGACUCAGACCCCGGGGUGUAGGGUGAAGUUUCCCGUAGACACUGAUCUUGAGUCAGUUUUGACUUUCCUCCACUAAUGGUUAAGGUUGGGGGAGGGGAAUCUGUACCUACGGUAAACAUCACCCUGAAGCCAGACCUAGGAGUAUGAGGAUGGACUGUUGACUUUGUGUUAGAGAAACAAGACUUUUAGCCUGGUUAAAACAGACUGAAUGCUGAGCUCAAUAUGCUUGGAAAGUGAUGUCAUUGAACCCCCUGCAGUGUUUGCUAGCAAAAGAGAUUUUGCGGUGGCUAAUUAACAGUACAUUUCUGAAUUGUUUUGCCCCAUAGUUAGCUGAAAUGAUAAGCUAGCCUGCUAGAAUUGUUUAGUUAGCAAUCGCUGCUACACUAUUCUGCUAGGUACAGUAGCGCUUCUGUUUCAAUAGAAUGUAUUCAAAAUGACUAGGUUGUCUCCAGUUUGGCUUAUAUUUUCCCAUUGUGAUGCGCAUCCAUGUGUACCCACUUUCUAUGUGUAUUUAAACAAUGGUGAGCCCUGCAUUCAGUCUGGUGUAAACAGGCUACAAGUCAGUGUGCUCUAUGGCCAAAAUGUGUGUGACUGGGACUGAAGGUACACUUUGUGUUGUUAAUACAUACUGUGUGACAACAGAAUUGUUUCACCAUAAAUAACCAUGGACGAGAAGUUAUUUUCCAGUUUUAUUGAUUUGUGUAAAGUUGUGUAUUAUACAGAUUGGCGUGAUUAUGCGAAUGUCAUUGAAGACCGUUGUCCUCUGAUAUGUAGUGUAUGUCCACGCUGCUCCUGGAAAUACACGUACAUUUCAUUUAAUCUGAUAAAUAUUCGGUCCUUUACGGGUCUCGCUGUAAAUCAA
Molecule: messenger RNA, 2430 nt
Organism: Salmo salar (Atlantic salmon)
Lineage: Eukaryota; Metazoa; Chordata; Actinopteri; Salmoniformes; Salmonidae
Product: putative splicing factor YJU2B
Biological process (GO): mRNA splicing, via spliceosome
Cellular component (GO): U2-type spliceosomal complex; post-mRNA release spliceosomal complex
Source: RefSeq, a predicted model, not a curated record